UGGCUCUACCUACCAGCGUCUGUGGCAGAUUUUUUAUACUUUCCUCCAAUUCAGUUAAAUUCUAUGGGUGACAAACGUCAGAGAGCGAGAGUGCAGGGCUCUUGGGCCAAACCUCUGCCCAAACCAACAUGUUCAACAGGUGAAUCUCCCGUUCUACCACAACCCAAAGCUGUUCUACUGGAUUCAGAUCUGGUGACUGGGAAGUUCAUUGAAGAACACUGAACUGAACACUGAAUCCAGGAAUUCUGUAAUGUACAUGAAACCAGUUUGAGAUGACUUUUGCUUUGUGACAUGGGGCAUUAUCAUGCUGGAAGUAGCCAUUAGAACAAAGUAAACUGUGGCCAUGAAGGGAUGCACAUGGUAAGCAACAAUACUCAGAUACACUGUGGGAUUCAAGCGAUGAUUGAUUAGCCAAGAAAACAUUCCCCACACCAUUACACCACCUCCACCAGUCUGGACUGUUUACACAAGGCAGGUUGUGUCCAUUGAUUCAUGCUUUUCGUGCAAAAUUCUGAUCCUACCAACUGUGUGAAUCAGCAGAAAUCAAGAUUCAUCAGACCAGGCUGUGCUUUUUCCAGUCUUCAGCUGUCUAGUUUUGGUUAUCCUGUGACCACUGCAGCCUCAGCUUUCUGUUCUUGGCUGACAGAAGUGGUCACAUGUGGUCUUUUGCUGUUGUAGCUCAUCUGCCUCAAGGUUGUGUAUUCUGAGAUGCUUUUCUGCUCACCACAAUUGUAUAGUGUGUUUAUCUGAAUUACUGUAGUCUUUCUGUCAGCUCCAACCAGUCUGACCAUUCUCCAUUGACAUCUCUCAUCAACAGGGAGUUUCUGUCUGCAGAACUGCUGCUCACUGGUUGUUUAUUUUUUAUUGCACCAUUCUGAGUAAAUGCUAAAGACUGUUCUGUGUAACGAUCAGCAGUUACAGAAAUACUCAAACCAGCCUGUCUGGCACCAACUAUCAUACCACGGUCAAAAUAACUGGGAGAACAUUUUUCCCCCAUUCUGAUUACUGAUGUGAACAUUACCCGAAGCUGCUGGCAUGUGCCUGCAUGAUUUUAUGCAUAGCACUGCUGCUAUGCAAUUGGCUGAUUGGAUAGUUGCAUGACUGAGUAGGUGUACAGGUGUUCCUAAUAAAGUGCAUAUUGAGUCUAGCUAUAUUACAGACCAUGAAAACUAAUAGCUCUUUUUCUAACACAGAGUGAAAUGCAUAAGUCAGCAUCCAUUUUGCAAUUUGGAUCCAGGAACACUGCUUCAAUUAGUUUUAUUAUGGGAUAACUUAUGGAGUUGGUUUUAUGAAUAAAAAAAGAUUAAAUACCACAUACUGUCAUUUAAAUGUUUCACUAGCACAUGUGGAGCAAAAUUCUGGGUCAUGGAAAGCUGGACCAGCAACGUAUGCAUUCAAUCAACCCUCUGAUCCCAUCAGAAUGAUACCUGUGGAGAAGCUGAUCGAAGAUGCUGGGGUUUAUGAGAUCAGCCAGGGUCCCACCGGAGUAUCCAGACUGCAGCUCCUUCCUGGGUUUUUGCCACAGGAGCAGGCAGACUGGAUGUUCUCUAAGCUCUUGGCUGAGCUUCCAUGGUCACAGAAGACCAAUUAUGGCAUGAUGGGUGAAGCAUAUGUGGAACCGAGGCUGACCUGCUGGUAUGGAGAACUUCCUUACACAUAUUCUCACUCCACGAUGCAAGCCAACCCUGAGUGGCAUCCCAUCCUUCUGAACCUGCGUCAGGCUAUAGAGCGGGAGAUCUCUCAUACCUUUAACUCAUUGCUGUGUAACCUAUACCGUGAUGGGAAGGACAGCAUUGCUUGGCACAGUGAUAACGAAUUGUCUUUAGGUCCUCGCCCAACCAUAGCCUCUUUCAGUCUCGGGGACACAAGAGUCUUUAGCCUUCGGAAGAAGCCUUCUCCAGAAGAGAAUAGCGACUACACAUAUGCAGAGAAGGUGAAGAUACCAUUGAGUCAUGGAACACUUUUAAUAAUGGAGGGAUGCACACAAGACGACUGGCAGCAUCAGGUGGCGAAAGAGUACCAUGACCGUGGACCUAGGAUAAACCUGACCUUCCGUACAAUCUACCCUGAACCGAUACACUCCGCCAAGAUAUGAUGGAUAAUUAUAAUGGAGAAGAGAUGCAAGAUGUGGGAAAUUGCGGGCUAUUUACUGGAGUUGGAAGGGAGGCAAUUAACACACAUUAUUUCAAAACAAAUGGAAGUGGUUAACAAGUCUAGCUUGAAACAAAUUUGAGUAUAGUAUUAUUGAAAUAUAUGAGUGUACUUAUUAGUUUUGACAGAUUUUGCUAUGUUCGUUUUAUUCAAAUAGUUGAAUAGCUCCUCCGUGUGAUACUUAUUUUCUUAAAAAGUUUUUUUUUUGUUGUUGAACAUCAUCUAGUUCAAUAAAUUGUGGCAUAUAAUAUCAGUCAUACAGAAUUCAUUGUGUUGAGAGUGGUUUAUAGGCAUGCUUUCAUGCUGCACAUCUUGUAAUAGUCAGUAGUUUUACAUCAUUAUAUUAACUCCUGUUAAACUAGACUUCUUAAUUCUGGAUAAAUCACGGCUGUAGAUAAGUAGGAACUGAAAGGACAUCUGCAUUCACACAUCCAUUAAAAAAGUGACACAUACCAUUCAAAAGUGACACUCAUUUAUGAUUGCAUCAUUUCUGAUUACAUGUGAUGCUGAACCCAAUGUGCAAGUUAAUACAGUUUACUGUAUUGACCUGUACAUGAGGUUCAGUCUCAGAUGUGCUACGAUUCUGAAACUUAUUAAAGCUGAAGGAUCACAGUGGCACUUGUGGUUUUAGUAAACUGAUUGCCUGGAUCAACAGUAAUCUAUGGUUAGUAAAAAGUGGUGUUUUUUUUUUUUUUUUAAUUUUAUUAAAGUAUUUUUUUUUAUUGUUG
Messenger RNA from Ictalurus punctatus (channel catfish), 2879 nucleotides. It is a transcript of the gene alkbh3, whose product is annotated as alkB homolog 3, alpha-ketoglutarate dependent dioxygenase. Gene Ontology annotation, molecular function: dioxygenase activity. Gene Ontology annotation, biological process: DNA alkylation repair; DNA repair. The transcript is spliced from 9 exons. The record is from RefSeq and is a predicted model, not a curated record. Gene Ontology annotation, cellular component: nucleus. The coding region runs from base 1289 to 2095 and encodes 268 amino acids. NCBI's taxonomy places the organism in Eukaryota, Metazoa, Chordata, Actinopteri, Siluriformes, Ictaluridae.